Molecule: messenger RNA, 2416 nt
Organism: Exophiala mesophila
Lineage: Eukaryota; Fungi; Ascomycota; Eurotiomycetes; Chaetothyriales; Herpotrichiellaceae
Exons: 5
Coding region: 192-2096 (634 amino acids)
Biological process (GO): retrograde transport, endosome to Golgi
Molecular function (GO): phosphatidylinositol binding
Source: RefSeq, a predicted model, not a curated record
CAACUUCCCACCUGGUUCAAUCAUCUACACCACAUUGUUCAAGUCCAUCACUUCCGCCACUAUCGCAAAGCCAUGGACGUUAUUCACCCAUGUAGACGCGCGUCGACAUAAGCUCAUUUGUCCUCAUAUCGUGUCGGCCGCAAUAAACAUCCACCUUUCAUCGCACCGCAUCUCACCCAACCUCAAACAAUAUGUGGGACGAGGAGGAUAACAACCCGUACGGAUCCUUCUCCAGGCAGGACUCUUCUGGCAUUGCCGCGAAUCCAGCCCUCAGUACUUCUUACUCUCAUGAACCAUCUAGCCCUCCAUCCUCUCAAUCAUCGCCCAACCAACCACCGCAAUUCCUCUCCAAACCCAACAAUAUCAGUGACGAUGAAGAUGGAGAAGAACCUGCACGAACAGAAGGCCAGUCCCUGAUCCCUCCAAAGGGCGGCUAUGACAGCAGGGUGCAACAACUACUGUACGAGAACCCCGACUUGGAGAUUAUCAUCACCGACGCAGGCAAGAGUUCAGAUGGUGGUUAUAUUGUCUACCGGAUACGGACGGGAGAUAUUGAGGUUGCAAGAAGAUAUUCCGAAUUCAAUUCUCUCCGAGCGGCUCUGGUUAAUUUGCAUCCAACCUUGGUGAUUCCACCCAUCCCAGAAAAGCAUUCUAUGGCAGAUUACGCUGCCAAACCUACAAAGGCCAAGGAAGAUGCAAGCAUAAUUGACCAACGAAAGCGCAUGUUAGCUGUUUUCCUCAACAGAUGUCGGCGCAUGAACGAAGUCGUCGAAGAUGGUGUUUGGUGGAGGUUCCUUGACCCCAACUCCAGCUGGAACGAGGUUCUGCAUGCGCACCCUGUGUCAUCCGUUCCCAAGAACAAUUUGAAGGCACCGCCGUUGGACCCUGCCAACCCUACGCCUGCCCAUAACUGGCUCCCCAUCCCCUCGUCUUCAGCCAAGAUUAGACCUGGACAGACUUCCAGCAGCGGAACCCCGAUUUCUCCUCCAGAGCAGUCCUUUCCUUCUUCUGCCGCACAUACGGUGCCAGGGCCCCAGAUAUUUGGUCGCUUUCCGAUCGCCUCAGACAAAUUAAGCGAAACCGACUUGGAUCCUUACUUUGUCAAUUUUGAGGCUUCUACCCGUGAGCUGGAACUUCUUCUGCAGGGGAACAUUGAAAAAGUCAACCGUCGCACCUUGGAGCAUCUGACCAAACUCUCAGCCGAUCUGGCUGAACUUGGCGCUCGGUAUAACGGAUUUUCUCUGUCGGAACAAUCACCCACAGUGGCAGCGGCAAUCGAAAGGAUAGGUCAGGCUGUAGACAGCACCUACAUCUCCACGGAAGAGCUGGCCCUUGGUCUCGGGGCGACUUUUGCGGAACCAAUGAGAGAAAGUGCUCAAUUCGCUGGGGUCGUGCGCAACGUUCUCAGGUACCGUGUUUUGAAACGGGUACAGCAGGACAUGACACGGGAAGAUCUGGACAAGAAACGGGCGUUACUUGAGUCACUAGAACGGAGCGAGCAAGAGGCCAAGAGAAUCGAUGCUUACCUCGCAGGAAGCACAACACUUCCAACCUCGCCUCGCCGAACGUUGUCCAACGCAUCUGCCCGCAGUAUACCCGAACGUGUGGCUUCAGAAGCUCCAGAGGAAACUGCAUCAGUGGAUUCGGAUUUUCCCCCAACACACGGCGACAAUCCCACUUCUCCCCAAGCUACUGGGCAGUCUCAAUGGCAACCUCCGUCCCAGUCUGGACCAAACACACCCAAUCACAAGAAGUCUCCUAGCGGGAACUUCGUGACAAACAAGAUCUUCGGCAGUUUCAGACACGCGGUGAAUGGCUUUGUGGACGUUGACCCCGAGAGGACCAGGCGCGACCAAAUGGGAAAGACGAGGGAGAGUCUGACCCAGCUCGAACAAGCACUGGAGGUAUCCGAAAAGGACGUGCGAGACGCCACUCAGGGCGUCAUGAAAGACCUCAAGAGGUUUCAAAAGGAGAAAGAAGAUGACCUUCAGCGAUAUAUGAUCUCAUAUGCUCGAUGUCACAUUGAAUGGGCCCGGAAGAAUUUGGAAACAUGGUCUGAAGCCCGUGAGGAAGUGGACAAGAUUGUAGCCCGUUGAUGACCGACGCGCUGAAAGCCAACGGUGCAACCUGCGAGGCUGAUUCACGAGGACAUUUUCUAGGAUCAAUGUAUAGGCGGUAUUGCUGGUGUCUUGGCGUGGAUAACAUCGCCCUAAUGACUGUUCAAGCGCACCAUUAUUGCCUAUGAACAGGCAGUACACGACAUGAUGUAUGCAGCUGAAUCAGCCAAAUUCAGUGGCAAGAAAGUCGAUAUAUGAAAAACCUGUAAUGUGAUAUGGAGAACCCCAUAAACGUGGAAGGUUCCUGUUAAUUGGUGGUAAAGUUUGACUGAAGGAGGAGUGUAGGAGGCUAGUUUGAC